Lymnaea stagnalis (great pond snail) is the source of this 9019-nucleotide messenger RNA. The record is from the annotation of a GenBank genome assembly. Lineage: Eukaryota; Metazoa; Mollusca; Gastropoda; Lymnaeidae.
CCGCCGCGGUGUACGCAUCCACUUCUUUUUUUAAACUGUUUAAAACAAUAACAAAGACAAUGACAAGUCGCUUGCCAUACUUAGAUCAUAAGUCUAAGUAGAAGACCCAUACUCAUCAAAAGAGGGUUCUCUAAUUCACACCAAUUGCGAGACUUAAGAUCUUAAACUUAGUCAUUAUAUGCUAGGCCAUAAUCAUUAAGCAUAUGGCAUGGGCAUGAAAAGGGACCAACUAUAGAAGUAUACAAGUGAUGCAGUUGAGUAGCAAGAGUAAGAGUAAGAGUGACUUCCGAGGUGUCUUUGAUUGUGUCGCGCCAAAUAAGCCCUAAUUUAUAAUUAUCAAAAACUAUUAGACGAAAAACACAAUGAAUUGGCAUAUAUUUACAGAAUUAUUUACAUAAUAAGCUUAAAUAUGAGCCUACGUCUAUUAAGUUAAGUGGACCUAAAUUGCCACAAGCCGCCCUCUUCUUCCUUUGGCCCAGAGAGACUAUGCCAAUUUAGUCUAUGCCCGUAUUUUUAAUUAAUAUCCCAAUCCAGGGCCCUUAAAUUUGUGCAUGGUGCAUAUCAAAAUAAUAUUACUAGUAUUAAUAAAUAUAAUAUAGGCUUCUAAAAUUAAAUAAUAUUGUAUUUAUAAUUUAUAUAAAUGGUUAAAUCGUGUCGCAUCUGUGUAAUUUGUUUUCUUAUUAUACAUUGUCAUUGGCUUUUUUUAGAAUAUAAACACUGCGAAACAGAUACUAUUUUGACUGCUAAGUAUAAGUACUGUGCAAUAAUUCAAUACCGGUAAUACAUAUGAUCGUGUGUUCUGUUAAUGAUGGUACACAGUUUGAUUGCGUUUGCUUCAAUUUUUUAAGUGUUAUUUUAUUUUUAUACAUAUUUUAGCUCUGCCUAUGAAGGAGGACAACAAUUGCGUGGUUAUUAUUAUUAUAAGAGGGGGUCACAAGAAAAGGUUGAGAAACACUCGCUUCCGAAAUUAUAAUUAUGAUUAUGUUUAAAAAUGACUUUCAAUUUUGUAAUAAUUUUAAUUUUGUUUAAUUUUAAUGUCUUUUUAGUUGUUGGGUCAGUCUGUUUAUUAUGCCUAAUAACCACAUUAUGAUUAUAUCAGUAUUCAAUAUUGGCAUAAAUGAGUCAUUGUUUACCAUAUUAUUAUUAUUAUUAUUUUACUCAUUUUAACAGAUUACUGAUACACUGAUUGAUUACAAAAUUACAGUGAUUUGAUCUUUACAGUUUUAUAAUUUAUAGACUGCUCAAACUUCGUCUUUGUCUUAGACUUAGAAUUUGAUAUAUAAAAAACACAGUGGUCCAUUCAGUUGACUCUGGGAUUCAGUUUGGUUUAAAAAAUAAAUAAAAAUUACUUUUUUUUUGAAAUAUUAAAAUUUACAGGCUAAGGAUGUUAAAUGAUGUUGAUUUUUGAGAUCUGAAUACCAUAUUUUUUUAAUCAUAAAUGAAAAAAUUUCAGAUUUUUUUUUGAUAACCAAAAUUAGAUAACCUAACAGUUAAAUGCAACAUUAAUUACUUUAACAAAGUCAAACUAUACUCCAUGCUACUUUAAUGUUAAAGGGACUUAGCUUAAUUCCUGGAAGGUAACUUCCAAAAGUAUAUAUUAUAGGAAAUCUGAGAGUGCGAUGUUUUAGCACAUUGACAUGUGUAGUCUGUUGUCAAUUAACAAGUUGGUGUAAGUAAAUCAUCAUUACAGUAAACAUUCAAUAGUAAUCAAUCAUCAAUUGCAUAGUAAAGUGGGUGCGGAUGGGGUGGCACUUUUUUCUUUUUAUGAUUAUAUGGUGGGACAGCAUUUUUUCUAAAAGCAGAGAUUUUUUUGGAAGAGGCCAGAAACAUCAAAUUCAAAUGAAUAGGAUUUUCUGAUUGCCACCCCCUCUGACCGAUAAACAAUGCUGCUGGGUGCCAUCCAUGGCUGGACAUGUAGAAUAAAUAGUUCUGGGUUGGGCAGAGUGAAUAUAUAUAGCUUUUUUUUUAAUGAAAUAAAUGUAUGAAACUUUUUGAUGUCAUGAUGUUUGCUAAUAUUUUUUGUGCAGCGCGAUAAGCCCAGCCGUAGGCUGGGGUACCCCCAUAUAUAAGACCAUUGUAAUAAUAAUAAUUAUUUUAUGUGUACUUAGUAUCAGUAUCUAGGACAGCAGAAAAUCGAACAUGCAGAAAAUAGAUAAGGAAAAAAAGAACUAUUCAUACUUUUAAAAUUAACAAUAAAAGACAUAAAUCAUAAUCUGGCGAUUUUUAUUUAAAUUGAUAAGUACUGUGGCACUUCCAGUAAUAUAUAACUCAACAAGCUGGCCAAAUUUUAAAUUUGCAAUUUUCCAUUAGGUAUCACCCACCCGAUGCGGUCUAUACUAUCCUAGUGAUGCCACUGCAUUUAAUUAUGCCUUGCCAUUAAUAUUACUACUAUAAAUAAGAUUCAGGCUGCAUUCACUUAGCCAAAAAUUAAAUAUUUAAAUUUUAAUAACAAUAAUUUACUAUAUAGGCCUAUUAUAGUAUAAGGGACCUUCUACAUAUGAUGUCACGCAUCUACCGGGGAGGCAAGUGGCAGAGCGGGUGCUGGGUGGUUGAAAGGUCUAAACUGACUCAAUCCAAAUAGCUGGAGGUCUGGAGUUCAAUCCCCACCAAUGCCAACAGCCCAAGCAACCAGAUGGAUUCUUAGCCCUGGAUGGCAAUUCAUCUAAGGAAGGCAAACUCUGAAUUUAAACCAGGAGCUAAAAUGAUCAAUAAAUUGAUUGUGGGCCCUCAAAUAUGAAUAGGAAAAAAAUUAAUAAAUAACAUUUUUGACUAUAUUUUAUGAAGUUGUCUAUAUUGUGUGACAAAUAUGGGGAGAGGGAUCCAAAAUUGUGCAAAAUAGUGUUGAUAACAUUUAUAGACAGCCCCUGAUAUAUUUAAUUAAAUCUCUUUAUUAUUUCAUUUCAGAUCCAAUGUUCUCAAUGUAGGACCUGACAAAUAGCUUCUUUGUUUGCAAAAAAAUAAUUUCCUUACCAAACUUGAGUCAAAGUACUUGCUAAAUAAACUAACUUACAUGCUCCAAAGAGUUAUCAAAAUAUAUUAUUCUGUUCAAUUUUCAAGAUACUUACAAUCAUUUAGUGUUUACAACCUAAAAAAUAUUGGCUUUGCCAUUCCAUUAAGUCAAGUUAAAGGCAACAGAAUGUUUUCAUCAAAGGUAAAAAAAAAUUUAUUAUAUAGGCCUAUAUUCUUUUCUUCAUCUAAAAAACUUUAAAAGAAAAUUAUAAUAAUUUUAAAGUCUAAUAAACAUGUUACAUCAUUUGGUGAAAAUUUAACUAAAAUGUAUUAUUUUAAUUAAAUCGUUAGUUCUUGUGAUUUCAUUUCUUUAUUUUUUAACAAGCAUUUAUUUAAAUUUGUAUUUACUUAUAUAAUAUAAUGAAGGUACCAUUAUCUAAAGAUGAGUUAAAAUGCUUUUGUUGAUCCAAUUAAAAGGAAAUUUUGUUUUCAUUCUUGAAAGUCUUUAUUUGAGUUUUUUAAAAAAUUACGUAUAAACCUAGAUUUGAAUGGUUUUCUUAGAAAAAUUUAUUAUAAACCUAGAUUUGUAUGGUUUUUCUUUCUUUUUUUUUUUUUUUUGAAAAACAAUAAUUUUUCCUUAUAAUUUGAUAGCCGCCAUGCAGAAUUGGGGAUGCUAUCACUGAUGUUGAAACUCCUGCCUUAAUUGUCUGCCUGGAGAAAUUAGAGGACAAUCUGAACACAAUGACAGCAGCCAUGAAGGCCUAUCCUAAUGUGAAAUUCCGCCCACAUGCCAAGACCCACAAAAGUGCAAUGUUGGGGCAGCUGCAGGUAAUAAGAAUUUUUGUCUUUCUUAUCUUAAUUUUUUAAUUUUUCAAUUAGAAAUUCAUCUGAAAAAAUUAUUUCUGUUUUAUUCCUCUUUUUUUUUUUUAUUGUUGAUCAGAUCAAGUCGGGGGCUGUUGGCCUGUGCUGCCAAAAAUUAACUGAGGCAGAGGCUUUAGUGCAGGGAGGCAUUGAAGAUGUUUUACUUUCAAACCAGGUGAGAUGACGUAACAUCACAUGUGAAACUAAUAAAGUAAACUAAUAAUAACAACGAUGUUUAUGAAGCUCAUCAUAACUUUAUUUUAUUAAUUACUGUUCAAUUUAUUUUUUAGAGCUAUAUGAUUUUCAUUAGGUGAUAACAUCCAAGAAACUGCUCAGACUAGCAGGACUGACUCGCUCUGCUCAUGUUGCUGUCUGUGUUGAUGAUGAGAAAAACAUUGAAGAUAUCAGUAAAGCGGCCAAAGAACUAGAUGUUACCCUUGAUAUAGUUAUAGAGGUCAAUGUUGGUGGGGACAGGUGAGAGAAACCUAGCGGGCUAAGACUGUGAAUACUUUUUGAAAGGUUCAAGGUCUUAAUAUUUUUUUUAUUUUCUGAGCGUUAUGUAUUAUAAUAAAAUGUAUUAGCCUUUCUCAAAUCUGAUGGGGAUUUUUAAGCUAUAAAAUAUAUGCAGUUGAACAAAUUGCAUCAGUAAACAUGAGAUUAUCUAUGUUAUCUCUAGUUUUGCAAGGUAGUUUAUAAAAGAGUACAUCAACAGCAUUAGAUAUAACUUUUGUAGAUUGAUUGACAUAUUGUUCAAAAAGUUGAUUAAAGUGAGAACAAAGGAACGCUUGUUUACCCCCUUGAUGUAGAACUUGGUCAGAGAAAAUGUUACUGUCUUUUCCUAUCCUCCCUAAAAUUUGUUUGCUUCUGUAAACACUUGGUGAAAGCUCCUUAGUUGAACAACUUAAAUAUUUGCAUCUUCUGACUGUUACUUUGUUUAACUCCAUUUGUUUUACACUGUUUAGAUGUGGAGUUGAACCAGGUGAAGAUGUUCCUCGACUGGCAAAAAAAAUUGAGUCACUUCCCAAUGUCAUGUUUAAAGGAAUUCACUGUUACAAUGGGUGAGUUCUCCCAUACAUAAAAUAAUAUCACCAACUAGAAUUUCAAAAAUAGUUUACAAGUGAGGACUACGUCAUAAAUGAUAACAGAGAAUUGCUGAAGAACUCCGACACAUUCUGUGACCAGAGCUUCAUUACAAUGGUGGAAAAUGAUCAAUAGAUAAUUUACCUGACAGUGGAUGAUUAAUUAUUUUGAGUACAAGAACUUGUUACAUGGCAUAUUUCUCUUUCAAAUAUAUAUAUAUAUUUUUUUGUUAAUGUUUUCAUUUAAUUCUUAUGUGUUUUUUCUUAAUAUUAAUAAUAUUAGCAUUGAUUUAUUUUGUAAUAGUAACAUUUACUUUGAUAUGUCCAAAUAUUGUUUCAACAUAUAACUUCAUUCAUAAUUUUUAUUACUUUUUACAUUCUGUCGUACAAAGAUUUUUACCAAGAUUUUCUAAAAGAAUUUAAUCUCACUAGCCGAAAUCAGCAUAUUCGAAGUGAAGCAGAUCGCAAGGCUGCAGUUGAUUUGGUAAUAGAAAAAACCAAGCUUGCCCUUGUGGUAUGUGGAGGAAUACUGAAAUAAAUUCAUUCAUUCAACUUUAAAUUUAUUUAGUGAUAAAUAUGCUUUGUAAUCUAUAAUUUCAAAUCUAUAAACUUAUACAAUUGUUGUUGAAAGUUAAAAUAUAAGAUUCUAAAUUUAAUACUAAUGCUUCAUUUACAGGCCCUGAAACACAGUGGCAUUGAAUGCAGCUAUGUUACCGGUGGUGGCACUGGCACGUUCCACUAUGAGGCUGCCAGUGGCAUCUUUACUGAGGUGCAGCCAGUAUCUUUUGUUAUACGAACAUUGGUAUCUUAAUGUCUUUGAUCAUGUACAACUCACAAAAUAAUCUGUCUACCUCAAGUUUCCUUGACACUAAAACAGGGCUCCUAUGUGUUCAUGGAUGUGGAUUAUGGGAAGAAUCUGGACAGCGGAGAUCAGUAUGUGUCAGAAUUUAAACAGUCCUUAUUUGUUUUGAGUACAGUUCAAAGUGUGGUAAGUUCCUUUCUCAAUGUUUUUAUUUACACAAACAGAUUUUUUGUUUUGUUUUAUUCCAUGUAUGUUUAUACUUUUUGUAACAUCUCAGUAAUUGGGGGAUAUUUUGGGAAUCUUGAGAGAGAGACCUGUCUUAAAACGAGAUUAGAGAAGGGUAGAAAAUAAGCUUGGUGCAUCCACGAUUUGUUGAAAGAUUGUGACUGAAGAAGGAUAGCAUACUUAUUAAAAUAUUUAUUGUCACAUUGAAGGAGCCAGCAUUGAAUAUUGUAUUUGUUUAUAUUUUAUUGUGAGUGCUACUAUAAAAAGUGUUGUGUAACAGCAGGACUUGAUAUUGUUCAUUGUGGAGGUGAGGAAUGCGUGUGUGACAGAGGACGCCUCCAAAUAUUGAAAUAGUGAGAAAUAAUUCUCCACAGUGAUAAGACAGUAAUUACAAUAAUACAACGUUUUCACCCAUAAUACCAAUAUCUCUUACACUUCUAUAUAUGUAAAUGUUAAAUUGUAAAUCAAUAGUUGAAUAUGGUCAAAAUUGUAAUAAAUGUGCUUUUUGUUAUGUAUUUCAACCCCUUGGUAGAAUUGUGGUUGAUAUUUUUUUUCAAAACUAUGUUAAUAUCAAAAUUCAAAUAAAAAUCUAUCAUAUCAUAAACCACUGACCUACAUUGUUUACUUUUAUUAAUUGAUACCUUGAUAAUUUUUCUCAUUAAUAUGCAUUAUAAUUUAGCCAGGGAACAGAGCCGUUCUUGAUGCUGGGCUAAAAGCUGUCAGUCUGGACUCUGGAGUACCUACAGUAAGAUAGUUUAUUAGACGUUCCUACAGUAAGAUAGUUUAUUAGACGUUCCUACAGUACCAUAGAUUAUCAAAGCAAUCUGUAAUAUGAUAGUUAUUAUGGCAUCUUGUUAACACAAAUUUUAAACAAGACACCUGAAUAAAUCAAGUAGUAUUUAAACAUGCUGGGGGCCCAAUGGUCAUAUUGUCUGCCCCUUGACCAAGAGGCGGCAGGUUUGACAUUGUCUUGGAAAUAUAUGGAAUGAAUCGCAAGUCUAAGACAGCUAAUUUCAUUUUGACUUCAGUGGUUGAAGUUUGUUUUAUUCAGGAUGUAUGUACCUCAUAUCUAUGAAUAGCUCGCCUGCUGGGGAUGUAUGUACCUCAUAUCGAUGAAUAGCUGGCUUGUUGAGGAUGUAUGUACCUCACAUCUAUGAAUAGGUGGCUUGCUGGGGAUAGAUGUACCUCAUACCAAUGAAUAGCUGCUUUGCCUGGCAGGUGAUUCCAUUCCAUUAGAUGCAUGCAGCAGGGCUGCUUGUUUAAACCUUUUGACGUAUACUAGUAUGAAAGUCUGAAAUUUAGAUACCAUGUUUGUCAUUCAUGUACUAAAACAACAUACUUAAAACCCUUACUAAACUGGUGGAAUGCGUUGGAAAAAAAAAAUUCAAGGAAAGAUUAUUCAAAAUCUUUACUUCAACAUUUUGCACAAUAAAAAAUGUUACAACUCUGUAUCCUUUAUAUUAUAUUCUGAAUAAAAUAAUUAUUGAAAAUUUAUAUUGACAGUUUUAACAACACAUACCUUAGCUGGAAAUGCUUGUUGUUGUUGUUGUUUUUUUAAAUAAAAAGGGAAGAAAUAGAGCAGAUUAAAAAAACAUUCACAUAAGAUUUGUAGUUAAAUUGAAAUUUGUUAAUAUCUCUCUUGCGAUAUCCCUGCUAGCCACAUUGGUGGCAUAAAAUACUAUGACUGCCCCAAAAAGAGUUAAGCAAAUAAAAUUCGUAUUAUCAAUCAUGUAAAAUUUGUAUUUGAUUUUAGCUUAGAGGUGCAGGGGACUUAACUUACCACAGCGGCGGUGAUGAACACGGAGUUAUUGUUCCUGCUGGCGAAUUAAAGGUUGGUAACUUAAGAAACGAUGCUUGAAAUAGUUGUAAAUAGUUGACAUAGGCACCCCUUUCAAAUUACAGGAAUGGAAACAAAUUAAUAACUAAAAAUGUUCCUGUCGUUAUAGUUGGGAGACCAGGUUUGGCUGAUACCAGGUCAUUGUGACCCAACUGUGAAUAUGCAUGAGUGGAUCAUCGGAAUGCGGAAUGGCAAGGUGGAGAGUAUUUGGCCAGUAGGUGGACGUGGUCCAGGUAUUUAGGCCUGGAACCAACAGAAGAGGACUGUCAUGGUUUCAUUUCAAACUGUUAAAUUCCAGGGUCUUGUUAAAACUUUUGUGAUUACAUUACUUAGGAGUGCAACUCAAUAAUUAUUUCUAUAGCAGCUGACAUUUCAGGUUCUUGUUGAAGCUUUUGUGAUUACAUUAUGUUGGGAGGGCCACUCCAUAAUUAUUUCUAUAGCAGCCGCAAAUACAAGUAUUAGGCUAUGUGUAUGAUGAACCCAAAUAACUGUUGAAAGAAUUGAUAUGUUGUAAUUUAAUUAAUUAAUUAAAAUGGCUUUUACUAAAUCUAUGGGCAAUUUUUGUAUAAUUAUGAGAACUCCAUUCAUGAUCAUGUUAUAAAUGUCUCUAAGAAUCAAGCAUGAAAAUAUUAUGAAUUUUGAAAUUAUUUACCAUUUGACCAAUGAAGGCUAUCAAUUACAAUCAAGGCCAUUAAUUACUGAAGUGUAAUAUGAGUAAGUCAUUUACAUAAUUGUUUCUGAUGGUUUUAGAUAAAAUGUGGAAUAGCUGCUUUUAAUCAGGAAUAUAUUAUUCAGAUAUCUAUGUCACUGUUUUUGAAAUGGAAUGAGGUACAUUGUUGAUCAACUUUACUUGUAUUGAAUAUCAUAAACUAAUAAGAAAAGGAAUGGUGAUUGAUAUUGGAGAUUCUUAUCUCCCAUUAUUGUAAUUGACAAAUUGGUGUGUAGUUGGCUAAUUAAUAUUAUCUAGUCUCCCUAAUUCUUUAAAAAUAAUUAUCGUUUUGAAUUUCAAAACACUACUUUAAUUUGAAGAGUGUUCAAUUAUUCAAUACCUUUCUAUGCAUUUCUUUUUAUCGCUGUUGAAAAUGCGCACAAUUUUUACAAUGAAAUAAAAUUAAACAACCAAAUGUGCCAUUUGUAUUAGAGAAUAAAAUGGUUGGUUGUGGGUAUAUUUUUAAUUGCCAUGAAACCGGUUUAUUAAACCGGGUAAUUGAAUAAGCCUGUUCACUCAUUAUGCCAAAUAUUUAUACAAAUAAACAGAUGCUUUUC